Messenger RNA from Symbiodinium natans, 1995 nucleotides. Lineage: Eukaryota; Dinophyceae; Suessiales; Symbiodiniaceae. The record is from the annotation of a GenBank genome assembly.
AUGGCCGAGAUUCCGUCGAACCUUUGGGUGCCUAGAGCCAAGUACUGGAUCUCGCUGAAGUACUUCGUGGUGCUCGGGGUGUGCGCCGCCCUCCUGUGCAUGGGGUGGCCCUCCCAGUACAAGGCGAACACCUCCAAAGCGACACUCAGCCUGGAGGAGGCCUCUGAGAGGGCCGCUGCAAACGCCAAGGCCCGGAAGCAUGGGGUCCGCCAUGGAGCCGUCUUCUGGGAAAUCUCCGAGGGGUCCCGGAAUCUCCUCUUGUCCAUGCUCCUGCUGUGCUGGCUGAGCCUGUGCUCGAAGCUGACCCUCUCAGCUAGCCACGGGGGACAGCUGAGUGCCAAGGCCGGCAUGGCGUGGGAGGCCUGGGACCUUCUCUGGACGUCGGGCCUGCUCCUCUUCUUCUUACAGGCGCUGGUCAUCAGGUUCAGUAGCUCUUGCAGCUACAGUGCCAUGGAUGUGGCCCUGUCGUCUCGAAGCCUCUUUCCCUUCAUGGGGGAUGGCUUCGACGUUGUGAAAGACACAAUGCUUGCGAGCAUGGUGGUGCAGUCGGACAUUCACUGGGUCAGCUACUUAGGAUACCUGGGCCUUGCCUACGUCUGGAUGCUGCACUUCUACUGGCUUUGGCCAGGGGCCUCGGGCAGAGAAAGACUGGAUCGGAGCUACCUGGCCCUUCUCUUUCUACAGCCGCAGCAAGCAGAUGCUCCCCAACCCAGCCUCUCAGAACGGGCCUGUCAAGCAGCUUACAUGGAGAUGGAGCCUUCAAGGCAGAAGGCUUUGCUGCUGGAGGAUGCUCCGCAAGCACUGCUCUUGCUAUCUGUGGGCGUGACGAAGCCUUUUGCCUUGGCGAUGAACCUUCUGAUCCCCGGCCUCCGGCUCUUGGCCGCCACACGCCUUCACAACUCCAUCGCCUGGCAGGUGCGCCAGUGGUUGCUACAGGAAGCCCUCGCUGCCUCGGAUUUCCCAGGCCCAGAAACUCUCAAAAACCGCUACGCAGAGUCGCUUUGCAGCUUGCAACUGCUGCACAGCAACUUUUGGGAGAGUUUCGACGAAGACCUCCGGAGCACUGCACAAAGAGCAGCCAAGAAGUCACAGAAGCCGACCUUGAUCACGGAGUGGGUGAAGCUUCAAGAACUUCAAGUGACGCCAGAGCUCGAGCUCUUCCCUGAUGCUGCGCUGACUCUUCGUCACCUUCGCCUACGUCCUGUAGCCCUGAAGAUUCCAAGUACUGCCCCAGCUACGACGUGCAUUGAAAAGUGCAUGAGGCCUGUACUCCUGAUCGACCGGGACCAGAAUAAGAAAGAGUUCCCUGAAGCCAAAGCUGACUGGGAAGUCCUUCUGAGACUGCAGGGUUCUCCGCUUUUUCUGUGUGACCAUGGUGUUGCUGCAGUCGUGGCGCUCUUGCUGCGCCUGGGCCCGGGCUAUCGGAAGCUCCGACUCACCAUGCAACUGGGUGGCCACGUGGGGUUGAUCAAGCAUGGCUUUGAAGGAAAGCGGCAGACCAGCGACAUCUCAGCUUUGCCAACUCAGUGCUUGAGCGCCUUACUCCAAGGACUGGGAAAGAGCGCCCACAUCCGCACGGUCAUCCUCGACUUGGCUGAGAUGUAUCAAGAGACAGACCCGUCCAAGCCCUUCCUGCAGGGGCUAAGGCAUCUGGUGGAGGUGACAGAGCUCGAAAUCAACUUGCGCCAGACGCGAAUGGACGACGCAAGUUGCCAUGCUCUUGCCGAGUCGCUUUGCUGCCUACUUCAGGUCAGCCAACUGAGACUGGAUCUCAGUGGGAACUAUGAUCAACGGCUCUCCUGCCGUAGCCUACGCAUCUCGGAACGCGGUCGUUCCGCCAUCAUCGACAGCGUGGCGAAACUACAUAAGCUCAAACGGUUCGAGCUCCUCUGUGAUUUAAGGGAUCCCUACGAGGUCCGAGAUACAGAGCUCGAGGAGUACCAUAGCAAGCUUCGGCACAUCCCCGAUGUGCGAGUCGACUACGCGGAAGCGUGA